AUGGCGGCCGAAAAACCCGUCCUCAAGAUCCUCAUGCUGCACGGCUACACACAAUCUGGACCGCUAUUCCGAGCCAAAACACGGGCCCUUGAGAAGCAUCUCCAGAAGUCGUUUCCUCUGCACUCCGUUAUCCUUUCCUACCCCUCUGGCCCCAUCCGCCUCGACCCCGCCGACAUCCCCAACUUCCGCCCCUCGUCGACAGAAUCGGAGGAACGCUCGUCGCAAGAGCUCUACGCGUGGUGGCGGCGUGUCACCGGCAUUGACCCGCCCGAAUACUUGCAGUUCGACUGCGGCCUGGAAGUUGUCGCGAACGUACUGAGAGACGAGGGCCCGUUCGAUGGCGUAAUCGGAUUCUCCCAGGGCGCCGCUUUCGCCGCUAUGCUUGCCGGCCUGCUCGAAGACGGAAGACAGGAAGCAUUUGAAUACUUCUCAAAGCCGGAGAACAACAGCUCGCCGCUCACCCGCGCUUCAGGGAGCUUUGCCCAGCCGAUUCCCACGCAGCUGCCGCAGCCAGUCAUCGGCACCGUCUCCGGUGUCUCCUUUCCUACUCCCUUUCUAGGCUUAACGCAGCCUCCUCUGAAAUUUGCCAUUUGCUAUUCUGGAUUUCGCGCACCGGGUGCGCGAUAUCGUGCUUUCUACGAGCGCCCCGCGAUUCGUACGCCGGUCCUGCACGUCCUGGGCAGCCUAGAUGCCAUAGUUGACGAGAGUCGGAGCCGGUUUCUAAUCGAUUCAUGUGCGGGUGAUCCGGAGAAAGAAGGAAAGGUGAUUUGGCAUCCAGGAGGCCAUUUUCUACCGUGCCAGAGACCGUAUCUGGACGGAGCUGCCAAAUUUAUCAAGGAGUGUUUGGAGCUGGGCGGUGGCCUGGAUAAGAGCGAGAUACGCCGUGGUGGUGGUAAGUCGGAGAUCGAUAGUCCGGUGGAAGAUAUGGCCAUGCCGUUCUAA
Molecule: messenger RNA, 942 nt
Organism: Ophidiomyces ophidiicola
Lineage: Eukaryota; Fungi; Ascomycota; Eurotiomycetes; Onygenales; Onygenaceae
Gene: FSH3
Product: Family of serine hydrolases 3
Exons: 1
Coding region: 1-942 (313 amino acids)
Cellular component (GO): cytoplasm; nucleus
Source: RefSeq, a predicted model, not a curated record